AUGGGACAAGUGACAAGUCAGCCAGCUCAGGGCCUGGAGGAAGGCAUCUCCCAGAUCACCUCCAAGAGCCACGUCUCGCCCAGCACCCUCAUCUGGAACUUCCCCAUCGACAUCACCUUCAAGAGCACCAACCCGUCGGGCUGGCCUCAGAUCGUGGUGAGUGUCUACGGACCCGACUUCUUUGGCAACGAUGUGGUCAGAGGUUACGGAGCCGUUCACGUUCCCUUCUCGCCCGGCAGGCAUACAAGAACCAUCCCUAUGUUUGUUCCAGAGUCCACAUCCAGGCUGCAGAAGUUCACAAGUUGGUUCACAGGGAGACGCCCAGAAUUUACUGACCCCAGAGUGGUAGCACAGGGAGAAGGAAGAGAAGUCACACGGGUACGAUCUCAAGGCUUUGUGACCAUCUCCUUCAACGUGGUGACCAAAGAUAUGAAGAAGUUGGGCUAUGAUGUCAGUCCAAGUGACACGCAGAACCCUCCUCUGGUGCCUGUUUCAGAAGGGCUUCAUAGGUACUGA
Chaetura pelagica (chimney swift) is the source of this 516-nucleotide messenger RNA. RefSeq names its product B9 protein domain 1 (gene B9D1). The transcript is spliced from 6 exons. Lineage: Eukaryota; Metazoa; Chordata; Aves; Apodiformes; Apodidae. The record is from RefSeq and is a predicted model, not a curated record. Gene Ontology annotation, biological process: cilium assembly. Bases 1 to 516 code for a protein of 171 amino acids. Gene Ontology annotation, cellular component: MKS complex.